AUGUCGGAUGAUCCAGAUGCACUUGUCGUUGUCGGAUGUCAUAGAUGCACUCGGCGGUGCCAGAUGGCCCAAAUGCAUUUGUCAAUGCUAAAUGGCCCAGAUGCAUUCGUCAAUGGCAGAGGUGACCCAUAUUCAUUAGUCAAUGCUAUAUGUGAUCCAAAUACAUUAGUUAAUGUCAGAGGUGGCCCAGAUGCAUUAGUCAAUACCAAAGAUGACUUAGAUGCAUUAUUCAAUGCUAAAGAUGGUCCAGAUACAUUCGUUAAUGUUGGAGGUGGCCUAGAUACAUUAGUCAAUGCCAAAGAUGGCUCUUGCCCAAACGCAUUCUUCAAUAUUAUAGAUGGCCCAGAUGCAUUCGUCAAUACUGAAGGUGACUCAUAUGCAUUUGUUAAUGGCGGAGAUGGCUUUGAUGCAUUCUGUAGUGGUAGAGAUAACUUAGAUGCAUUAGUCAAUGUCAAAGGUGACUCAAACGCAUUAAUCAAUGUUAGAUGCGGCCCAAAUAAUAUAUCGUUCUCUCUUCUAAAUCCAAAUUUGUCUACAAGAUAA
This is a messenger RNA of Impatiens glandulifera, 543 nucleotides long. RefSeq lists its product as uncharacterized. The record is from RefSeq and is a predicted model, not a curated record. The coding region runs from base 1 to 543 and encodes 180 amino acids. The transcript has 2 exons. NCBI's taxonomy places the organism in Eukaryota, Viridiplantae, Streptophyta, Magnoliopsida, Ericales, Balsaminaceae.